Molecule: messenger RNA, 1725 nt
Organism: Trichoderma reesei QM6a
Lineage: Eukaryota; Fungi; Ascomycota; Sordariomycetes; Hypocreales; Hypocreaceae
Product: RNA methylase
Exons: 3
Coding region: 70-1725 (551 amino acids)
Biological process (GO): peptidyl-arginine methylation
Cellular component (GO): nucleus
Molecular function (GO): protein-arginine N-methyltransferase activity
Source: RefSeq, a predicted model, not a curated record
AAAAACAAGAGAAAAACCAAAAGAGAUUCACAAGACUCCAAAUAAGAAAAGGCAAAAAGGUCGAUCAGAAUGAGUGCGAGAUCAGUAUCCGAGUCCUCCUCGGCCUCGAGCAACGUCUCAGACGAAGCAGAAUGGCUCGACGUUGAAAACGACGAGGAAGAAGCCAUCCCCAUCGUCUCCCUCUUCGACACGCAAAAGACAUUCCCCAGCUGGCAGGAGAUGCUCGACAGCUGCAAGCGAGACCACGGCUUCGACCUCAUCGCCACCAUCAGGGACCUCAAGCUCGACUUCCACGGCGCCGUCAAGCUCGUCAACUUCAUCCGCAGCCGCGUCCGGGACCAGCAGCCCGUGCCGCAGAGCCUGACGGCGGCCGACUUUGACGACGACGCCUACUUCAAGCCCGUGCUCGACAACGACGCCCUCAUCGUGUCGCUGGAUGAGAUUCUCGACAGUGACCUCGUCAAGGCGGCGGCGGACGGUGCCGCGGGUGCGGGCGAGGCUCAGCGGGAGGACGGCUCUGUGGAGGAGCUGUUGACGCAGAAGCAGGCGCUCGAGGCCGAGCUCGAGGCCGUCCGGACGCAGUUUUCAAACUACCGGCUGGCCGUGCAGGAGACGCUGGAUCGCCGCUGGGGAGACGAUGAGGAGCAGAGCCCGGCGGCCAAGGGCAAGGCCGGGCCUGAGGACCGUGGAAACUACUAUUUCGAGUCUUAUGCCUACAACGAUAUCCAUGAGACUAUGCUCAAGGACACGGUCAGGACAGAGGCCUACCGUGACUUCAUCUACAACAACAAGGACAUCUUCAAGGACAAGGUGGUGCUCGAUAUCGGCUGCGGCACAGGCAUUCUCAGCAUGUUCUGCGCAAAGGCCGGCGCAGCUCGCGUCAUUGCUGUCGACAAGUCUGACAUUAUCAAAAAGGCAACGGAAAACAUCUUCAACAACGGCCUUUCCGACAUCAUCACCUGCGUCAAGGGCGGCAUCGAGGACGUCAAGCUGCCCGUCGACCAGGUCGACAUCAUCGUCAGCGAGUGGAUGGGCUACUGCCUGCUGUACGAGGCCAUGCUGCCCAGCGUUCUCUACGCCAGGGAUCGAUAUCUCAAGCCUGAUGGCCUGCUGGUCCCCAGCUCCGCCACCCUGUGGAUGGCGCCCGUCCAGGACGCCGACUACAUGAUGGAACACAUUUCUUAUUGGCGAGACGUCUAUGGCUUCGAUAUGAAGGCUAUGCAAGAGGGCAUCUUUGACGAGGUCAGGGUCGAGGCGGUGCCCCAGAGCGCCCUCAGCGGAGAGCCGUACCCCUUCAAGGUCCUCGACCUCCACACGGUAAAGCCCGAGGAGCUUUCCUUCACAGCCAAGUGGGAGUCACGGCUGUCGCGGCCGUCAGAGGGCCUGGACGGCUUCCUCAUCUGGUUCGACAACUUCUUCGCCACGUCCAGAGACGAGCCCGUGCCCGAGCCCUUCACGACCCCCGAGGACUUCGUAAAGGCGAAGCCGGGCAACGUCGCGUUCACGACCGGUCCGUCCGGCACAGUCACCCAUUGGAAGCAAGGCCUGCUUUUGGUGCCCCAGGGGUCUGCUCCCUCCAAGCUGCCAGAAAGAAUAUCUGGCGAGGUUACGUUUGCAGCCCUCGAGGAGAAUGCGAGAGCGCUGAGAGUCGAUGUCACAUGCUCCUUUGAAGGCCAGUCUACCACCGCAAGCCAAGAGAAGAAAUGGUCCUGGAAAUUGGACUAG